AUGGCCUUCGACGCUUCAGAGAAGAUUUCAGAGUCAUCAUCAUCAGCCAACCCAACUGAACUCGCCUCCUUUGGAAACCGUAUGUUAAAAACCAGUGAGAAACUCAUCUCUACAUUGGUGAAGCCGACGAACACAAGUGACAAAGUCAGUUUUACUCUUCCCGCUGUAGAGGGAGAAGUCUUCGUAAUUGGACCACAGGCCACCAAAAUGCCUCGACUUGACACAACAAAUUCUUCUGUGGACAUUGAUCUCAUUGAGAUCGCCAAGAACAACAAUGAAACAAGAUCAGCUGCUGUGGCUUUCAUGAGCUUCAACACAAUGGAGAAUCUACUGAAGCCCGACUUCUUCAACACAUCAAAUGACACGAUUAAAACCAUGAUGUCCACUGUGAUCUCAGCUACUCUUCCCAAAACCACCAACACUAAACUCACCAAACCAGUCAACUUCACCCUCAAACACAUCAGAGAGUUCGACCCCAGCGGUUCUCUGUCCUGUGUGUAUUGGAAUAUCAGGGAAUGGAUUGUAGAUGGUUGUUCUGUUUUAAAGACAAACAGCAGCUACACUGUGUGUUCCUGUGUUCAUCUGUCGACAUUCGCUCUCAUCAUGCAAACCAGCAGACCACCAGAGAACGAUUCACUGCUGGAGCUGUUGAAUUUGGUGUGUGUGAUCGUGGGGCUGGUGUUCUUCAGUUUGGCCCUGUUGACCUUUGCCCUUUGUCAGUGGAGUCCUGGAGUGAAUAAUGUGGCUCGAAUCAACAUCUGCAUCAGUCUUCUGCUGGCUCACCUUCUGUUCCUGCUCACACAACAGUUCCUGAACCUCAUACGCCGUCAUCAGGUGUUGUGUGCCGUGAUAUCAGGUGUGCUGCACUUCCUCUUUCUCUCCGGCUUUGUGUGGAUGUUCAUUGAAGCUGUGCUGCUCUUCAUCUGUGUGAAGAACCUAUCACAGAUCAGCUCCAAAAAGAGGGAAGUGCUUAGCACUGGAUACCUGUGUGUGAUUGGAUAUACGAUUGCUCUGGUUGUGGUGGCUGUGUCUACUGCGGUGGUUCCUGAAGGCUACGGCAGCGAACAAUGCUGGAUCAAAAUAGAUAAAGGUUUCAACUGGAGUUUUCUGGGUCCUGUUUGUGUCAUAUUAGUGUUAAACACGAUUCUCUUCAUCAGCAUCACCAUCAGGCUGAACUCAACUCUUAAAAAUCUGAAUGCUGAAGUUUCACAGAUGAAACAAACCAAGAUUAUGACAUUUAAAACACUGGCUCAGUUUGUGGUUCUUGGUUGCUCCUGGAUUCUGGGUUUCUUCACUAAUGGCAGUAAGGAGCUGGAGAUCGUCUUCCUGAUCUUGAACUCCCAGCAGGGAACCUUCAUCUUCCUGGUCUAUUGUGUCCUCAAUAAUGAGGUCAGGCAGCAGUACAGGAAGUUAUUCAGAUGUCUUUGCUGUGGACUCAAACAACACUGAGGACUAAAACAUCAUGAUCAGGAAAUAAAAAGUGCCAUUAUUAUAUGGGUAUUUUAUAUAACAGAAUAGAUGGUUUUGGAUAUUAAAUGUCAGUCUAAGCUUCUUAAUGCAAUGAUAGGAAAAAAAAAAAAAAACAUGUAAUUUGAGUGCCUUAUUUCAUACUUGUUAAUGCUAUUGGUCUAAAGCUGAAAAACAUCUCAGUUACUGUUGUAACCCUUGUUCCCUGAUGGAGACAAUGGAAAUGGUGUGUCAAACUGACACUAGGGGUUGCUCUUUGAGAGCUCCAAUCACCUCUGAGGUAUUCAGAAAAGGCCAAUGAAAUUGGUGAGCAAAAGUUGCAUUGCUGGCCACACCCUGGACAUAAAAGUGGCCAGUGUGGUAUUGCUCAUUCAGGUUUGUUCUGAGGAGCUGAGACGGCAUCACAGUGACUGGUGACAGAGCAAAGCUCCAUCCAGGUGAAAACAGUUUUUAUGUAAGGGAAAGCGAACAGUGGAGAAAUACACAUAUAGGACCACUGUUAGAGAGUCACUACAUAUGGAGCACUAACCUGAAAGGGGCAUACUACAGUUAAUGGAUCUGGUGAUGAGUUCCUCCACCAAACCAAAAUGUGCUUGAAUGAUGAAGAUAAGUGGUCCAAGGUUCCCUAUCUUGGGAAACUUUAAAGGGUUAGUUCACCUAAAAAUUAAAAUUCUGUCAUUAAUUACUCACCCUUGUGUUGUCCCAAACCCGUAAGACUAGGGUUCAUCUUUGGAACACAAAUGGAUAUCUUUUUGAUGAAAUCUGAGAGCUUUAUGUUCCUCCAUAGACAGUUACGCAACUACCAUUUUGAUGCUUCAAAAAGUUCAUAAAGAUAUUGUAAAACUAAUCCAUAUAAAUUGAGCAGUUUAGUCCAAAUGUUUUGAAGAGACGUGAUCGCUUUUUAUGAUAAACGGAUUGAAUAUAGGCUUUUAUUCACAAAAAAAACAUCAUCAACUCACCGAUCAGGUGUGGUAAACGGAAGCUCAAGCAUGUUUACUUGAAGCGUGCAAGCCAAAUAGGUUCUCGUGUGUUAAGCGGCACGUUUGAUCUUCCGAAAGAGGUUUGUUCUCAUGCAUCAAGCUGGAUCGGUUAAUCUCAUGUUCGCUGAUCAAUGUUUAUAUGUGAAUAAAAGCCUAAAUUAAAACUGUUCAUCAUAUAAAGCGAUUGAAACUCUUCAGAAAUUUGUACUAAACCACUUAAUUCAUAUGGACUAAUGUUACGAUCUCUUUA
Megalobrama amblycephala (Wuchang bream) is the source of this 2697-nucleotide messenger RNA. Its product is annotated as adhesion G protein-coupled receptor E3-like. The record is from RefSeq and is a predicted model, not a curated record. Lineage: Eukaryota; Metazoa; Chordata; Actinopteri; Cypriniformes; Xenocyprididae. The transcript is spliced from 10 exons. Gene Ontology annotation, biological process: cell surface receptor signaling pathway; adenylate cyclase-activating G protein-coupled receptor signaling pathway. Gene Ontology annotation, cellular component: membrane. Bases 1 to 1449 code for a protein of 482 amino acids. Gene Ontology annotation, molecular function: G protein-coupled receptor activity.